CAUCAGUCAUUCCUUCUUUAUGCUCCUAUUCUAGUCGCUCUUUAGCUGUCGUCCUUUAGACAAUGUCACUCUUUACUACGAAAACCCUACUGGCAGGACUCUGGGCUAUUAGUACCAUUUCACCGUCUUUAGGCCUUCCUCAGUCUUCCUAUCCCAGUUCAUCCGUCAUUGCGAGCUACUCAAGUCGAGCCUCUUCCGAAAGUCCUCACCCGUGGUCCUCUGAGCCAGACUCAGCAUCUACCAUUACUACCUCAAGUGUUCCACUGUACUUUCCUUCGUGGACAACGCACCCCUUUAGCUCUACCCAGGAUACUUUGACCGAGCCUGCAACAUCACAUUCACUCAUUCACUCCUCCGGUACCACUAAGACUGCACACUCAAGCGCACCCGUAGACUCCCUUCAUAGUGUAUUUGGAUCGUCUGCCAGUAUAUUUACUCCUUCCAUUGCCCACACGACGUUGCCAAGCUCUUCUGCCGGACUUUUCGCCCAGCAUUACACUACCUCGCCCACCCCAUCACACUCUCAUCUUUCUACAGAAACUUCCACUAGUCCUUCUACUAGCUUGUUCACUUCUUCUCUGUCUGACUCUUCCACUGAAGCUCGAACAAGCUCAUCUAAGAGCUCAAUCCAUAUCAUUUCUAAUUAUUCCAGAAGCUCAGGCCAUGUUCCCUCUGAGUCUUCAACGCCAGUCAGCUCAGUGACUACGUCGAAACAUACACAAACUUACACGUCCACAUCUCCCCUGUCUUCGUCAAAAGCUCCAACGAGUUCGUCGACAUCGACUCAGCUCGAGUCUUCCACGAGCUCAUCGACUCACGUCCAGUCUCAGUCUUCCACGAUACCAACGCCGCUUGUUUCCAAGUCAGCCACCAGCUCUACGACCAAGACACACACAUAUCAUACUCGUUCUGAAAGUAGCUCUUCAAGCACUACCUCCCCUUCUACAUCUACCCAGUCGAGUUCCAGUUCAGACACCACUACAACAGCCCAAUCUAGUCGAACCGAUAACAUCACGUCCGCCCCCACCACGACAGGGACCCCGACAACGACAAGCGCCAGUACCACGACUUCUUCCUCGCUCGAUGUCUAUUCCUUGAUAAAGCAUCUCUACAAACUAGUGAAGGAAUCAUAUCCGGUGGUCAAGAAAUGGAUGAAGGACAAGGACUCGGUGAAGGCAUCCGAUGUGGCUAAUAUUGUGAAGCGUGUGAUUCCUGUAGCUGAUGACAUACUUGACUCACUCAACGCUCCAAGUGUCCUGGAGUCUAGCUCGGGUGGGGGCUCGGAUGGCUGCAGCAGUGGUGGAGGCCUCCUGGGAGAUGUUGUCGGGAUUGUGAGCUGCAUCGCCAGUACUGCAGAUGACAUGGUGACCGUCCUUGACAAGGUUCCUUCGUCGGGUGACGACGAUUCCUCAUACAUUUCCAGUGUAUCCUCUUUUUUCGAGGCUUUUCAGACUGAGGGAAGCUCCUUGAGUGCUGUAGGAAUCACAGCAACUGGCUCUGCUGCGACUAAUACAGGCUCGACAACCACCACCACAUUGGACACGGCUUCUAAGUCUUCCAAGGCUGACUCGUCCGCCACUUCAACCUCCCAGUCUAGCUCUGCCGUGUCUACUUCCUCUAGCAAAAGUCACUCGUCCAGCACAUCUACCUUGUCCACGAGUCCAUCCUCGACAAGCACGUCCGAGUCCUCGUCAAUCCCAAGAACCUCAACCGAUUUGGCGUCUUCAAAGCCAGUAUCAUCCACUGCAGCGAUCAAGUCUGAGACUUUGUCUUCGUCCUCCACAGAGUCGACUUCUAGCUCAACUUCCAGGUCGCUCUCUGCAUCCUCCUCCCACAUCAGCAAUCUCAGCACCUCUAUGACGAACACAACAUACACCAGGACAGAGAGCAAUUCUUCCACGGCAACCGAGACAACCUCAACCAUCAUCGUCCACACCCUCAGCGGAGCAACCAGCACGACGCACCACCCAUCCACAAUCACCGCCUCCCCAUCGCGAAACCAAACAGCCACCACCCUAAUCACCUCCUACACUACCGCCAGCGCCUCCAAACCCCUAUGCUACAACUACGCCGACCCCGACAACAACGCCGGCGACUACUGCAUAUGCACCCAAGACGGCCACACAACGACCAUGCCCGUCAUCACCACUUCCAACAGUGUCUGCGACUACACCACCCUCCCACCUCCGAUCACCACCAGCACCUCCACCAAACCCACCACCAAAAAACCCACCACCCACGCCCCCUUCACAACCUCCUACAUCGACGGCGACGUCAUCGUCUGCGCCAGCUCCACCCUCAGCUACUUCCAAUACUCAACCACAACCUACACCUACACCAAAUGCGCCGGCUCCACCACAGCCAUCAAAACCGGCACCCACACCACCACAACCACCGCCGCAACUGCAUCCCCCACCGCCCAACUCGUCAUCUCCUACCUCACCAACUUCUACAGCUACUGGGCGUUCUUCACACCCGACAUAGGCUCGGACUUCAACGUCUGCGAUGGCUCCAUCGGCGAGAUCGAAGCCAGCGGAUCCAUUAAGGUCGCGGAUCCGCCGUAUCCGGAUGGUACGAAGAAGUUGGAUUUCAAGGUCCAUGGGAUGAAGGAUUGUGUGUAUGAGGGGACGGAGAAGAAGCCGGGGACGUUCACCUGUCCCGAUCUGGGGAAGACGGUUCAGUGUGUGGAGUAUCCGGUUAAUAAGGUGUUGGAUUGUUAUGAGACCGUGACGGUGGAUAUGUAUAACCCUAAGGUUUGGUGUCGGUGGUGAUUUGUGGAGGGAUUGUUUUUUGGAUGGGGUUGGGGUGGGAGAAAGGAGGAUUUAUAGGAUAUAAAUAGUAUUGUAUUUCUAGGAGUCUAGGUUUUGUUGUUCCAUCGUUAGGGUAUUGCGAGGGCCCUGGGAUGGUAUCAUUUAGAGUUCGUAGUGUUGGCUUG
Molecule: messenger RNA, 2935 nt
Organism: Aspergillus sclerotioniger CBS 115572
Lineage: Eukaryota; Fungi; Ascomycota; Eurotiomycetes; Eurotiales; Aspergillaceae
Exons: 3
Coding region: 63-2771 (902 amino acids)
Source: RefSeq, a predicted model, not a curated record